AUGCGGGGCAGAGAGCUACGGAGCGCGUGCAGAAGACUGCUCCUGCUGUCCCUCUGUGUGCUGUCGCUCUGGGGAGAGCUCAGCCUCGCGUCCUCACACAGGAGUCACAUAGUGCACGUGAAGGCAGGGACCUGUGAGGUGAUCGCUGCUCAUCGCUGCUGUAACAAGAACAAGAUCGAGGAACGAUCUCAGACCGUCAAGUGCUCCUGUUUUCCAGGACAGGUUGCCGGGACAACAAGGGCGGCUCCAUCUUGUGUGGACGCCUCCAUCGUGGCCCAGCGCUGGUGGUGCCAGAUGCAGCCCUGCAUGCAGGGGGAGGAGUGCAAGGUCCUGCCAGACCAGAAGGGGUGGAGCUGCAGCACCGGCAGCAAGGUCAAGACCACCAAGGUCACGCGAUAGUCCUCUACUCCUCUGUGGAUCCUUGGUACUGGACGUCACGCUUCCUGGUCCUACACAGAAACUUUGGGACCGCUGCAUGUGAUUGGUUGAGUGUUGAUGACUGGUAGAAACCAGGGAUCAAUAAGGACAAACAGGAAUAACAGAGACAUUCCAUUGAUUGGAUGCAAGGAGGAAAUGGGCGGGCCUGGCAACACAAGUAAGCGCCUAUCUUGAAGGACAACUGUUUAGAAUCCAUCCAACUUCGUGAGACAGUUUCCUUCCAGAACGUUGUGUUUGUUUUCCCGCCUGGGCUGUUGAACCCGGACUUCAAGGUGUUGAAUGAGAAAGGACAUACGUUGGGAUUACGCAAGAUACACCCUUAAACGGAAUCAAGUGAAAAUCAUCAUGUAAAAAAUAUUCCAGUAUUCAUUUUGUUCAUUUGUCCAUUAGUUUGUCUGCAGAGAGCCCAGUGACUGAACAUCCCUGAUAUAUCUGUGUUAUUAAAGAUCUGUUUAGAUUGUCAACGUUUUAUUCCUUUCGGCCUCAUGAAACUAUCCCUUCAUUUAAUUUUUCUAAUGAGAAAACAAUGAUGUGUUUGGUUUUCGUGACCUCAGUUGGACCACUGCUUUUUUAAAGGUUUGAUACAUUGAAAGAAGAUUCGGCAAGUGAAUAUAGAACAGCGAAAAAACAAUGUGUAAAGGUGUUUUGAGUCUUUGGAGUCCCACGGUCCAGUUAAAAUGACAUGAAGUUGGGCUCUAACUGUUAUUGAUAUCUGUUUCUAAACCUGGUA
This is a messenger RNA of Hypomesus transpacificus, 1168 nucleotides long. RefSeq names its product TAFA chemokine like family member 3a (gene tafa3a). The coding region runs from base 1 to 399 and encodes 132 amino acids. The record is from RefSeq and is a predicted model, not a curated record. The transcript is spliced from 4 exons. Lineage: Eukaryota; Metazoa; Chordata; Actinopteri; Osmeriformes; Osmeridae. Gene Ontology annotation, molecular function: receptor ligand activity.